Messenger RNA from Auxenochlorella protothecoides, 507 nucleotides. RefSeq lists its product as hypothetical. The record is from RefSeq and is a predicted model, not a curated record. NCBI's taxonomy places the organism in Eukaryota, Viridiplantae, Chlorophyta, Trebouxiophyceae, Chlorellales, Chlorellaceae. The coding region runs from base 1 to 507 and encodes 168 amino acids. The transcript has a single exon.
AUGUCUCAUCUCACGACCUUUUCCACGAUCCGUUUCCACCUCAAACAAGCACAGAGGCACGGUGCGCACCUAAACUUCAGCCUAGUCUGCGACGGCAGGUCCUUGACCGACUGCUGCUUGCUGGGGGCGAAGAUGCGCAUUCCACCUUGCUCCUCUCCACCCUGCCGUGAGUGUUUGGGUUCAGUCUCAGUCGAGGAUGCAUCACAUGUCGACAGAUGCUCUAUACCCUCUACGCACCUUCGCGGGUGCCCAUGUGGGACGAUGUGCUGUGGUCAUUGUGAGAGCUCCCCUUCUCACGCCCUAGAUAUCCGCUUUAGGACUGGUCAAAAUCCACGAUCGUGCAGCUGUAUCGAGAGGUUUUCCACUCGCUCCUCACGGGCGCACUACCCUUUCCUUGCAUCCAAGGGGGGUUGGCAGGAGCAAGUGUUUCGCGCGCCCUCUCUCACGCGCCUGGGUCCAACGGAUGCGGAGGGAGCGACCCACUGGGUGAUGUUUCGGAACGAGUGA